CCAUAAACAUAUGAUAUACGUAAGUCCUCUCUUGAGAUAAUAUAAUGCCGGACCUUGAAGAACCAAUAUCCAAUAAAAAAAAAAAAUCAAAUAAUUGCGAACCUUAACACAAACAUAGUCCUCUCUUCCUCCCAGUAGAUUGGAGCCAGCUUGUUGAACGUUCUCUCCCAAUUCAAAAACUAACCUGACGGCUGAUGCAAAAACAUCACAGCCGUCAACGGCCACCGCAGUCCUUCCAGGCGAGGAGGAAGAUGACAACUUCUCAAGUUAAACGGCCCUUAUUCAGUUAUUUGUGGGCCCCACUACCACCAUACCAUUAGACAGCUCUUCCUUUUCUCCGAUCAUUACCUUACUCAUUACAUCAAAAUUAACAAAAUUCCAAAAAGAUUAAAAUAAAUUUAAAGAAAAACUCUCGGCCACUCGCUGUCUAAAACUCCAUUAAUCAUUUUUUGAAAAUGGAAAAUGAACCUUUUCUCGCCAGCCAAACAAGACCCCAAUCCCAACCCCAACUCCAAUCAAUUCUUGAACGCCAUGAUCUCUCCUUCACUCUCUCUCCGUCUCUCUCCUCUCCAAUCCUCUUCUCCGAAAUCCAAGAGCAACCCGUUUCUACUGCUAUACUCGGAGCUCCGAGUACCCAAAGAAAGAAACCGGGUUCUCUUCAUAGGUCAAAAACAGCACCUGCCAUGGUCGUCAUGCGUGAUUUAAAGCCAUUACCACCUCAGGAUCCUAAACCACAAUCUGAAUCCAGUUCUAUUAUCAGGCAAGCCAUUUUCUUGUUAUUUUUGUAUCUACUUCUUGGGGUGGUUAUUUACUCUUUUAAUAGAGAUAACUUUUCCGGUAUAGAAACCCACCCAGUUGUUGAUGCUCUUUAUUUUUGUAUAGUAACUAUGUGUACUAUUGGUUAUGGUGAUAUAGCUCCUUUAACACCAGCAACCAAAGUCUUUGCCUGUGUAUUUGUAUUGGUAGGUUUUGGAUUUAUUGAUAUAUUACUUAGUGGGGUCGUUAAUUAUGUUCUUGAUUUGCAAGAAAGCAUGAUAUUAGCUGGGAUUCAAAUGGGUAAUAAUAGAACAGCCCAUGAAGGAUUUUCAGCUAGGAAUUAUAUUGUCGAUGUUGAAAAGGGAAGGAUGAGGAUUAGAUUAAAGGUUGGUUUGGCACUUGGAGUUGUGGUUUUGUGCAUUGGAAUUGGUACUUUGGUUCUUUAUUAUUUGGAGGACUUGGAUUGCAUUGAUUCCAUUUAUUUGGCGGUUAUGUCAGUUACUACUGUUGGGUAUGGUGAUAGGGUGUUUAAGACCCUGCCUGGGAGGCUGUUUGCUGCUAUUUGGCUGUUGGUUUCUUCCUUAGCCGUUGCAAGGGCGUUUCUUUAUUUGGCUGAGGCUAGGAUUGAUAAGAGGCAUAGGAGAAUUACAAAGUGGGUGUUGCAUAGGGAUAUUACUGUGGAGGACUUAAUUGCUGCGGAUAUCAACAAUAAUGGUUUCAUCAGCAAAUCAGAAUAUGUAAUCUACAAGCUCAAAGAGAUGGGGAAGAUUGGAGAGAAAGAUAUAUUGCAGAUAUGCAAUCAAUUCAGCAAGCUUGAUCCCAACAACUUGGGAAAGAUAACCCUACCUGAUCUCCUAGAGAACCGUUUGUGACAAUUAAACAGAUAAAUUUAGUCUCUAUUUUUUCAACAGAAAGAUAUCUGUUCAUUACCUAAAGUAGGACAAAGGGAAAUAGGAACUCAAGAAUCCUAAUGGAAAACAAUCGCGUCAUACAUUGGUGAUAGUGCAGCAGAUUAUCCACCACUAGAUGAUGCGUAACUGUACAGUCCUGGAGCUAUGGAGGGUUACAUGGUGAUAAUGCAGUGAUCAGAGAAGAGAAAUGAAGAAAACAGAAGCCAGUGUGUGGCUGCCUUUUUUUUUUUUUUGGUAGCAGAAUGUAAUUAAGAACUGAUACUGGAAAUAUUCCAAAAGGAAAAUGCAAUGUAGAGGUUAUACAGGUCAUUUUAUCUCAUUUGUACAAAUAAUUGGGUAGAUUUUUUACUCAUUAGUCAUCUGGGUUUAAAAGUGGACCAGUCAGUGAAGCAGAUUGUUUAUGUGGGAGUGGGAAGAGACAAAUGUUUGUCUGUUAGGCAAGAUUUCUGUCUCUAUGUAUCAGCUGAAUCCUACAAAUACAAUAAGCGUGGAGAUCAUGUUCGCAUGACAUUGCUAAA
Messenger RNA from Ricinus communis (castor bean), 2185 nucleotides. RefSeq names its product two-pore potassium channel 5. Gene Ontology annotation, biological process: stabilization of membrane potential; potassium ion transmembrane transport. The transcript is spliced from 2 exons. Gene Ontology annotation, cellular component: plant-type vacuole membrane. The coding region runs from base 456 to 1628 and encodes 390 amino acids. The record is from RefSeq and is a predicted model, not a curated record. Lineage: Eukaryota; Viridiplantae; Streptophyta; Magnoliopsida; Malpighiales; Euphorbiaceae. Gene Ontology annotation, molecular function: potassium ion leak channel activity.